Molecule: messenger RNA, 2424 nt
Organism: Mizuhopecten yessoensis (Yesso scallop)
Lineage: Eukaryota; Metazoa; Mollusca; Bivalvia; Pectinida; Pectinidae
Product: shootin-1-like
Exons: 19
Coding region: 191-1873 (560 amino acids)
Source: RefSeq, a predicted model, not a curated record
UGUAUUAGCGAUGCGACAGAAAAUUAAGGCACACUUCCGGGUUUAAACUUCCUUUCGACAGUUCGGCUGUCAUACACAUAUCUACUGUUCGUACUUGACCACCGAGGACGGAACAGAAAUUGUCACCUACAACUUGCUGAUAUUAUUUCCGUGUGUGUAUGAGAUCAAGUUACGACCGACACCUAUAAAUAUGGCCGACGCGAGCUGCUCCCAAUGUUUUCAGUAUAAACAUCUGAAGGAACUCUCAGCAAAAGUUGUGAUUCAGUAUGACGAACUGUAUAAGAAAUUGAAGGCGACAGAGGAGCAGUGCAAGACUGUCAGCUCCCGACUGAAGGAGAGGGAACAGCAGAUGGGACAAAUGAAGAAGUUGAUAGAGCCUGCGAUUCAAGAAUAUGAAAAGAUGAAGAUCAAGUUCGAAAUAGAAAUGAAAUGCAGAAUGAAGGCGGAAAAUUUUGCUACGCAUAUCAACGUUCAGAACAAGGAACUGAAACGUCAGUCCAACAUGAUUAUGGCCAAGAUGGAUGUCCGCGACCUUCCGCUUGAUGACUCAGACAUGAAAUCUGAUGUCGACUCGUAUAAAAAGCACACAGCUGAGCUCAAUGAAACUAUUGAAGAGCUUGAGGAGAACGUGGCCAGGUUGACUUCUGACCUGCAGGAGUUGAGGCAGACCAGUGCCAUAGAAGAAGAGAAACACCAAAGGCUCAAUGAAAGGCACGACAAUGGCAUGAAGAGACUGAAGGAAAACCAGAACAUGCUCUCUAAAUACCAAGAGGCCAUGUUGGAACUCUCCAAAGUGUCUGAGGAGGCUUGUAAGGAGUAUGCUGUACUGCAGAUCAAAUAUGACAUGGAACAUGAAAAGGCAUCAAAGAUGCAAGAUGACAAUAAGAUGAUGAAAAAGCAGAGCGCCAUGUUGAUGACUAAUGCUAUGGGCAACCAGAAACUGAUGGAUGCUGCCCUGCAAAUUGAGAGUCUGACAAAGGAAUUCCAGGAGGAGAAGGAACAAUACCUCUCACAGAUAAAAGAGCUACAGGAGGCAGUAAACGAUGGCCAAAAUGACGAAGAAAAAGAAAAACUGUCAGAGGAGAACAAGGACCUCAUGAAAAAGUUGGAGGACUAUGAGAAGCAGUACAAGGAAUUAGAAGCUGAAUAUAAAGUUAUUGAGAAGGAGCUGGACUUGGCUAAACAUCCACCUCCCCCACCCCCACCACCUCCACCUCCAACCCCGUCUAUGGAUAAAGGAAAAGGAUUUUUAAGCAAGAUCACGAGGAAGAAAAGCAUGAAAAGGCGCGAAGUGUUGAAAUCUGCUGCGGGUGCUGGCGACCAAAAUUACGGUAAAGCACUAGAGGAGAUGAUGAAGAGGAUCCAGUCAGGCAAAGCACUCACAAAAGUCCUGAAACCUGUGGGAGGAAGGAGGCAGGUGAUUGAGGAAGAAGAAGAAGAGGACGAUGAUGAUGAGCCUCAUUCUGACAAGGAUGAGCCUCCAUCUGACAAAUUGGAGUCUCACUCAAUCAUUGAUCCUCCAAAAAUAGCGCCUUCCUUAGAUUCUGAAGAGAAACCUGCAGAGGCGAUGGUCCAGCUGCACUCCAUCUUGAACCGUUUCAAAAGAACACAGAGUGAAAGUGACCUUACUGAUCCAGCAUUCACAGACUCUGACUCCGACUUGGCGAAGACAUUCCGUAAGGUCAAACGAUCUGCAUCUGAUGAUACAGACCCUCCUGACUUGAUGGACAGCGUAAAUAAGGAGCCACAACCUGAGCCGGUCGUAGUGAACAAAGUGGCCUUACGUCACGUCAAACAAAUGUCAACAGUGCAGGAAGAAAGGACCUCAGUACUGGAGAAAGAUGAUCCAAAUGAGGAGGACACAGUGUUUUAGAUUGUGUUGGUUUCGGAGAAGAUGAGGAGGCUUUUCUGUAAAACACCAAGGAAAGGUGGUGGGUUUUGGGAAAUACAGAAGUUUUUCUGUAGAACUUGAACUUUUUAAAAUUAACUUUCAGCAUAUAUAAUCAGCUAUACAUUUCUGUCCUAAAAACUAGAUACAUAUGUCUAAUUAGAUUCCUAAAAGAAAAAAAGUAAGUUUUACACAUCAGUUUGCAAAAAAGAUUGACAUCAUAUAUAUACAUUGUAUAUCGUGUAUAUUGUUUCCUUUUAGAUUAUCUCCCUUGAAUCUGAGAUUAUUUAGUUCACUACAACAUAUAAUCAGAGCUCUUGCUUGGGUGUAAAUUGAUUUUUUCAUCAAUCAUGUCAAGGUCAGACUUGGCGACUCAUAUAAUUGAAACAUACUCUCAGUACAGUUUAAGCUAAGGCACUCAAUAUCAAAACAAAUAAUGAACUCACUCUUCAUCAGAAAAGAAACUCAUGUUGUGUUAGUGCUUCCAUUAAAAUGUUAACAUCUAUUUUGUAAAAAAUAAAUGCUUUAAAAAAGUA